GGCUCCAGCUGUGCCCGGCUCCCAGAUGUGCCCGUGGGACUCCCGCCUAUAGACUCGUCCCACCUGCAGACUCGUCCCACCAGAUCAACCAGUUUCACUUUCAGAAAUAGGAAGUUCGCCGGGAAGGGCCGGCGAGCGCCCAGACGUGCGCGAGGGACGCAGGACGGCGGCGUGAGCCGCCCGGCCGGCGGCAUGACCUCUGCAUCGUCCCUCCCUCCGGCCUCGAGAAGAGCGGUGGCAUAGACCACUGCAUCCACCGCAUCCGCCGGGGAUGGAGCAGUUUGUCCGGAAGCGUUUGACCUUCCUGACGUCCUUCUGGAACAAGCUCCGUCCCCGCUCCGUGCCGGAGAGCUGCUCGCUGGGGUAUCUUGGUUCUGAUUCCGUUUCGCUGCACUCGGAGCCGAACUCCGUUUCCUUCAUCCCCAAGUCUUCUCUCUUUAUCGCUUUAUACGCUUUCACAGCCCGGAGCGCAGAGGAACUGAGCGUAAGCGCAGGGGACAAACUUCGUGUCCUCAGAGAAGAAGGAGAGUAUGUCUUAGCCCGGCGGCUGCUGGGGGAACCGGCCAUGGGGUACGUUCCCGCUGCGUACGUGGCCAACCUCAGCCAGGGCACCUCCGCUCACCGGCCCUGGUACUUCAGCAAGAUCAGCCGAAACGAAGCCGAGCAGCUCCUCCUCUCGCCUCCCAACCAGCACGGCUCCUUCCUCGUCCGCGACAGUGAGAGCAGCAAGGGCGAAUACUCUCUCUCAGUGCGCAACCACACGAAGGUCAGCCACUUCCGAAUCUGCAAGAGCCCCGGGGGAAGCCUCUACAUCCAGAAGGGGCAUCCCUUCCCCGACAUGGAGGAGCUCCUCGCCUUCUACACCGAGCACUGGAAGGUCAUCCAGAGCCCCUUGCUGCAGCCCUGCAGCCCCGCGACCCCCCCCGAGAGGGACGGCUGGGAGCGCCCGCGCUGGGAGUUCACCCUGCGGAGGAAGCUGGGCGAGGGCUACUUUGGAGAGGUGUGGGAAGGACUGUGGAGGAACACGGUGCCGGUGGCCAUCAAGAUCAUAAAAGCUGACAUGAAGGCAGAAGACUUCACCAAGGAGAUUCAGAACCUGAAGCGCCUGAGGCAUGAGAAGCUGAUCCAGCUACACGCCGUCUGCUCGCUGGAUGAGCCCGUGUACAUCAUUACUGAGCUCAUGCGGAAAGGCAACCUCCACAGCUACCUCAACAGUCCUGAAGGGAAGUCCCUGGGCACCUCCCACCUGCUCAACAUCGCCUGCCAAGUAGCAGAUGGGAUGAGGUACCUGGAGGAGAAGCAUAUUGUCCACCGGGAUCUGGCGGCCAGAAACAUCCUGGUGGGAGAGGAACUCACCUGCAAAAUCGCUGAUUUUGGACUUGCGCGGCUCCUCAAGGAUGACAUUUAUUCCACCAGCAGCAGCACUAAAAUCCCGGUGAAGUGGACAGCCCCGGAGGCAGCCAACUACCGCACCUACUCCCUCAAGUCCGAUGUCUGGUCCUAUGGGAUUCUGCUCUACGAAGUCUUCACGUAUGGACAGAUCCCGUAUGAAGGAAUGACAAACCAAGAAACCGUACGGCAGAUCACCAGGGGCUACCGCCUUCCCCGGCCCAGCUCCUGCCCUCCCGAGAUCUACAGCAUCAUGCUGGAGUGCUGGAGUGGCAACACGGAGGAGCGUCCUACCUUCCUGGCCCUGCGGGAGAAGUUGGGCUUCAUCUACAGACGGCUGCUCAGCUCCCUCUCCUGAGGGACCUCUUCCCACCAUCCUUCCUGCACAAGCCCCUCCAGGCCCGCUCUUGCCAAGAAGCUCCUUCCUUCUGGUUUGCCCUCUGACAUGGCUCCAAGGAAAGCACAUCCCCCCAAAACCAGCCCAUGGUCCUUCUCGGUCAGGAUGCAGGGAGGUGGCUAAGGGAAAAGGCAACGAGUCGUGGAGAACUCGUUGCCAGCGCUUGGCUGUGUAGCAGUCUGGAAAAGCCCUGUGGUAGUGAAGGCAUCACCCAGAGUUUACAUCUUCAUUCAGCCAGUAGGGUGGGAGGUCCCUGCCGCUCCCCACGCCAACGUGAAGGUUUGCAGUUUGUGUUCAGUUGUGGCUCCGCUUGAUUUUUCUUGUAGUGAGUGUCCGGUGUAUUUAUCAAUAAACGCGUGUGCAUCCAUCCACGUGAGUCCUUGCAGGGCAUCGGUGGACGCUGCUCCCCUCCCUGCCCAGGAAGCAAUGUUUUGCAACCAGUCCCACUCUUGCAACCACAAAUAUAACCAUCUUCGUGUCUCUUUGGUCUCUGCUCAUCCAGGUGUGCAUUAAACCUUCGUGUGCGUCUGCCACCCCUAUCCCAGGCAACAGCCCAGCUUGCCCCGAGGACCCUGCACAGGCAGCUCCUGCCUGGGCUGCUCCGCUCUGGCUCCUUGCCUCGCUCACCGUCCUGUGGUUAUUCCAAGAAAAAUGCGUAUGUGGGUUCAAAUAUUUAAUGCCUCCUUUGCCCAGGUGCAGGCGGCAGAGGCAGCACUCGAUAAAACGCUGUUUUGCUCUUUAUCACGCCCAUGGUGCAAAGCCAAGAGGUGCUCCCACCACCCCCAGCUCCUCGCCGGUCCCAGGGUACGGCAAUACAGGGGGACCUUGAGCCUCUUGUGCCCCCCCAAAGCUAGAGGGAAGCAUUUGCUCCAGCCAAGUACCUUUUGCCCCCCU
This is a messenger RNA of Harpia harpyja (harpy eagle), 2680 nucleotides long. RefSeq names its product tyrosine-protein kinase Srms-like. Gene Ontology annotation, cellular component: extrinsic component of cytoplasmic side of plasma membrane. The record is from RefSeq and is a predicted model, not a curated record. Gene Ontology annotation, molecular function: ATP binding; non-membrane spanning protein tyrosine kinase activity; signaling receptor binding. Gene Ontology annotation, biological process: innate immune response; protein phosphorylation; cell surface receptor protein tyrosine kinase signaling pathway. The transcript is spliced from 8 exons. NCBI's taxonomy places the organism in Eukaryota, Metazoa, Chordata, Aves, Accipitriformes, Accipitridae. Bases 272 to 1747 code for a protein of 491 amino acids.